GUUCGCGUAUGCCAUGGCUGGUGCGGCAUGUGAUCCGAGGUAGAUCGCUUUGAUGCGGCUCUUCACAUGAUGUGGAUGCCCUUGCCCCGGCCCUUCGUGAAGACACACGCCACGAUUUAUCUUCACCGUCCUCGUCUGGUCGUACAACACGCGUGAUCUCCAAGUAUACCACUUCUUCGUCCACCAUGGCUUCCCUCGCAAAGACCCUCCGGCCCUUGGCAAGAGCUGCACCACAAUGCACACGAGCAGCAGCGAAACGCUCCGCCUUUGCACGUCCAGCACAAGCUUCACGAUGUCUUUCAACCACUCCGAGCCGGCGCAACGAGCAGACGAUCGAUCUCGAGACACUACAGCCGACACCAAUCUUCCACCUAAACGAAGUCGAGGCUGCCAUGGCCGAAUCCGUGCAGAAGUUCGCCAACGAUGUGAUCCUACCCAAGGUGCGGGAUAUGGACGAGGCUGAGAAGAUGGACCCCUCGAUUGUGGAGCAGCUGUUUGAGCAAGGCCUCAUGGGUGUCGAGAUCCCAGAAAAGUAUGGUGGCGCGGGCAUGAACUUUACGGCUGCGAUUGUAGGCAUUGAGGAACUUGCCCGAGUAGAUCCCAGUGUCAGUGUCAUGUGCGAUGUGCACAAUACGCUGGUCAACACGACUGUCAUGAAAUACGGCACAGAAGAGAGCAAGAAGAAGUGGCUCCCAAGGCUGGCCACGGAGACUGUGGGUUCUUUCUGCUUGUCAGAGCCAGCUUCAGGUUCGGACGCUUUCGCUAUGAAGACCAAGGCGGAGAAGACAUCGGACAGCUACAUCAUCAAUGGCAGCAAGAUGUGGAUCACAAACUCCAUGGAGGCUGGCUUCUUCAUCGUCUUCGCCAACUUGUUCCCAGAGAAGGGCUACAAGGGUAUUACCGCUUUCAUUGUUGACAAAGAGAACCCUGGGCUCAAGAUCGCGAAGAAGGAGAAGAAGCUGGGUAUCAAGGCUUCUUCAACUUGCGUGCUCAACUUUGACGACUGCAAGAUCCCUCUUGGGGACUUGUUGGGCAAGGAGGGUGACGGAUACAAGUAUGCGAUUGGUAUCCUCAAUGAGGGCCGUAUCGGUAUUGCUGCCCAAAUGACAGGUCUCGCUCUUGGUGCCUUUGAAAACGCCGCCAAAUACGUCUGGAACGACCGCAAGCAAUUCGGUGCCCUCGUUGGCGAAUUCCAAGGCAUGCAACAUCAACUCGCCCAAGCCUGGACCGAAAUCACAGCCGCACGAGCUCUCGUAUAUAACGCCGCACGAAAGAAGGAAGCCGGUCAAGACUUCGUCAUGGACGCCGCAAUGGCGAAAUUGUACGCUUCCAACAUUGCCGGUAAGGUCUCCGGCCAAGCCAUCGAAUGGAUGGGAGGUAUGGGUUUCGUGCGAGAGGGACUUGCAGAGAAGUACUGGCGAGACAGCAAGAUUGGACAAAUUUAUGAGGGUACAAGCAAUAUCCAAUUGACGACGAUUGCGAAGUUGUUGCAGAGGCAGUAUACGCAAUAGAUUACUUCUUGCGGGAAUGAGGUUAUGAACGGCAUUGCCAUAUGUGUGUAUAUAACUGAUUAUGUACGAAAGAAAAGUAAAAUGCGAGUUGACCUCACAAUGCUUCAGGAAUCAGAUGUCUCA
Cercospora beticola is the source of this 1634-nucleotide messenger RNA. RefSeq names its product acyl-CoA dehydrogenase. Gene Ontology annotation, cellular component: mitochondrion. The record is from RefSeq and is a predicted model, not a curated record. Lineage: Eukaryota; Fungi; Ascomycota; Dothideomycetes; Mycosphaerellales; Mycosphaerellaceae. Gene Ontology annotation, molecular function: flavin adenine dinucleotide binding; acyl-CoA dehydrogenase activity.